CUGGCGGGUUUUUCGCAUAUCGACCGGUCUUUCUCUCCCACCCAAUGCCAUUCCUCACGUCCGCCCAUCUAACAAGUGCUCACCGCAAUGUAUCAGGAAAAUUUCCACUUUGAAGACGAUCGGUCGCGCCACAACGGUAUGAACGUAUCCUUCGGUUGAAGAGCCCCAACGCCAACGUGAUAAGCUAUUCACAUUGAAGUCAUAGGCUCAUUCUCGUUUUAGCGUCGUAGUGCACACCUCUCGACAAGCACCUUUUGCCACCACUACAUUAACACCAUGACGAUCUCCUCCGUCGUACAGAACGGCUUCUUCCAGGAUGGAAACCAACUCAUUCGCAUCCCUCCACGAUCAGCGGAAAAGGUGACGGCAGCUCGACGCCGCGCUCGCCUUGCCCGCGAAAAGUCCAAGAAGCGCAUGAACGAGCGCAGUCGACUACUGUGGACCACCGAGGAGCAUGAACGGUUCCUCGAAGCUCUGGAAAUGUACCCUUCAGGACCGUGGAAGAUCAUUGCCAACCACGUGGGCACCCGCUCGACAAGACAAGCGAUGACUCAUGCACAGAAAUACCGCCAGAAAAUCGAGCGUCGCAAGCAGAAACAGAUCAAGUUGAGCGCCGACGCCAGUAUGAGCAUCGCCCAACUCGACGCCUUGUUCCCGUGUUCACCAACUACCGUUGAUAAUAUCAACUUUACUAUCCCGACGGAGACGCCAAAGACAGUUGAGCAGAGCGACGCAGCAGCGGAAAUCGAUGACGUUGAACACGCAUUGACAAUGGAGUUUCUGGAUGAGUUCCAGCCUCUGACGAUCGACUGCGAAGAGCCUCUCACGAGUCUGGAAGGGUUUUCAAAUGACGAUCCGUUCUGGCUGGAUAUUGGGGCUAUUAGCGCUUCGAUCGCUUCUUCAACGGCAUCUCAACCGGCCGUGUGGGACAGCGAGACAUUCUCGCUCUAAUUAAGUUUUUUUUAGGACUAGGACCAAACUCGAGUGCCGAGUUACCAGAAUUAUCAGUAGACAGUAGAACGCAGUGAAAUGCUUUAUGAAUCAAAUCAAGAAGACGUUUGAGCAACCAUAAUCUAGAAUCUUAACACCUGGAUUAAUUCAAAUCUACAGAUAUAAA
Molecule: messenger RNA, 1117 nt
Organism: Phytophthora nicotianae INRA-310
Lineage: Eukaryota; Oomycota; Peronosporomycetes; Peronosporales; Peronosporaceae
Exons: 1
Coding region: 277-951 (224 amino acids)
Molecular function (GO): DNA binding
Source: RefSeq, a predicted model, not a curated record